AUGUAUAAUCCAACUCAUCUGAUUGCAGUGGGUAAUAAACAACCUCCACCAGCUUUAAAUGGUGGUGGAUUACAUUCUCAUACUUUAAAUCAAUCUAAUCAAGGUAUCCAACCAUUACAACAACAAGGACAACCUCCACAACAACAACAACAACAACAACCUAAUAAUCAACAAUCUAUUGGUUCAAUACAAUCUAAUCAACAACCUCCACCACCUCAACAACAACAACAAGAACAACACGCAGGACCUGGAAUUAUAGUGGCUGCAGCUGCUCAAGCACAAGCACAAGCUCAAGCUCAAGCACAGGCACAAGCACAAGCUCAAGCACAAGCUCAACAACAAUCACAAUCACAAGUUUCAAAUAAUCCUGCAGCAAAUGCUUUAAGUGAUACAACUGCUUCAACUUGGUUAGCAAUAGGUUCAUUAGCUGAAAGUUUAGGAGAUUUUGAUCGUGCUUUAAGUUCUUAUGAUUCUGCAUUAAGACAUUUACCAAAUAAUCCAGAUGUACUAAUAAAAUUAGCAAAUGUUUAUAGAUCAAAAGAUAUUUAUUUUAAAGCAGCAGAAUUAUAUGAACAAGCUUUAAAUUUUAAUCCAGAAAAUGGUGAAACUUGGGGUUUAUUAGGUCAUUGUUAUUUAAUGUUGGAUGAUUUACAAAGAGCUUAUGCUGCUUAUCAAAGAGCUUUAUAUUAUCUUGAAAAUCCAAAUGUUCCUAAAUUAUGGCAUGGUAUUGGUAUAUUAUAUGAUAGAUAUGGUUCAUUAGAAUAUGCAGAAGAAGCUUUUGUUAGAGUUUUAGAAUUAGAUCCAAAUUUUGAUAAAGCAAAUGAAAUUUAUUUUAGAUUGGGAAUAAUUUAUAAACAUCAAGGGAAAUUACAACCUGCAUUAGAAUGUUUUCAAUAUAUUUUAAAUAAUCCUCCACAUCCUUUAACUCAACCUGAUGUUUGGUUUCAAAUUGGUAGUGUUUUGGAACAACAAAAAGAUUGGAGUGGUGCUAAAUCAGCUUAUGAAAAAGUUUUACAAGUAAAUCCUCAACAUGCAAAAGUUUUACAACAAUUAGGUUGUCUAUAUUCACAAGCUGAACUGAAUCCACCAACUCCAAGAAAUUCUACUGGUCAGCAACAACAACAGCAACAACAAGAACCAUUUCAACAAGAUUUAAAUAUAGCUCUUAAAUAUUUAACACAAUCUUUAGAAAUUGAUCAGAGUGAUGCACAUUCUUGGUAUUAUUUAGGUAGAGUUCAUAUGAUUAGGGGAGAUUUUAAUGCAGCUUAUGAAGCAUUUCAACAAGCUGUUAAUAGAGAUUCGAGAAAUCCAACUUUUUGGUGUUCAAUAGGUGUAUUAUAUUAUCAAAUUAGUCAAUAUCGUGAUGCUUUGGAUGCUUAUACAAGAGCUAUAAGGUUAAAUCCUUAUAUAAGUGAAGUUUGGUAUGAUUUAGGUACUUUAUAUGAAACUUGUAAUAAUCAAAUAAGUGAUGCUUUAGAUGCUUAUAGACAAGCUGAAAGAUUAGAUCCUGGUAAUCCUCAUAUUAAAGCAAGAUUAGAUCAAUUAAUAAAAUAUCAACAAGAGGGAAAUACUCAUCCACCUCAACCACCACCAGCUAUUCAACAACCAAGAUUACCACAAGGUAUGGUUUUAGAAAGUAAUCAACAAGAUCAACAACAGCAACAGCAACAACAACAAUUACCACAACAACAGCAACAAUUGCCACCUCAUCAACAACAGCAACAACAACAGCAACCUCCACCACCACAUAUGAUGGGUCAAUUAAAUUCUAAUCAACCACCACCUCCUCCACCUCAAUUGAUGGCACAACAACCACCAACUUCUCAAUUACCAGCUCCACCUCAACAUCAACAACAGCCUCCUCAUUUACAACAACAGCAGCAACAACCUCAACAACAACCAGGAAUAGCUGCAGGAUUAUCUCAAUAUCAAGGUUCUAAUCCUAAUUUACAACCUCAUCAUCAACCUUUACCACCACACCAACAACUUCAACAACAGCAACCACCACAACUUCAACAACAACCACAACAACAUCAGCAACUGCCUCCUCAAUUAGUUCAACCUCCUCAUGUACAACCACCACAGCAGCAACAACAACAACAACAAACUCAACAAAGUCCAGCUUUACCAGCUAUAACACAUACAAAAGGUAGACCAGGUCGUAAACCAAAGAAUCAUCAACAAGAGCCAAAAAAUGAAUCACCAGCCUUAACUCCAGCUCCUGUUUCACAAGUUCCAACCCCAGCUCAAAAUCACGAACAACCACCAGCUCCAACCCCAUUACAACCACCCCAUCAACAACAAUAUCAACAGCAACAACCACAACCGCAACCACAAUCACAAUCACAACAAGAAGAAAAUGUACCGAAACGUGAGCAAAUCUCAACAAAACCAUCAACUACUGGAACUCCUUUACCUGAAACUACACCAGUUGUUGAAAAUAAUGGUAAACAUGAUUUAGAAAAUAAAUUUGAUGAGGGUAAAAUAUUGAAGAAACAAAAUAGCGCAUCAACUCCAGCUACAUCAACAAAUGUAGAUUCAGAUAAAUUAGGUGAAGAAGAACCAAAAAAACCAAUUCAAUCAGAACUCAAAAUAUCUUCAAAACCAGUAAUUGAUCAUAGUACUGAAUCAACAACCCCAAUAGCUCAACCAAAUCCUGGUACUCCAUCUUCAGCUGAUGUCCCACCUGUACCGCAAUAUUCAACAAAUGUAACUGAAAGAGAAACAAAAUCAUCAGAUGAACCAGAUGAUGUUGAAUCUGCAGCUAUUCCAUCAGAAGCCAAAAAUCAACAACAAAAACAAAAUGAAAAUGGAACAAAUAAUAAAGAAUCAACCGAUAAAGAUCAUCAUCAACAUCAUCACGUACAUGAAAAUAAUGAAAAUAAACCUAAUAACGUUAAUGAAGUAAAUAAGAAUGAAGAAAAUGUAGAAUCAAAAGAAAAACAAGAAGAACAAAACAAACAAGAUAAACAACAAGAGUCAAAUGAUGAAAAAAAACAACCAGUUAAAAAAUUAGAAGAAGAUCCAAAAGAUGAUAAUCCAGAAGAUGAUGAAGAAGAACCGCCUAAAAAGGAUGAAAAUGUUGAACCACCAAUGAGAAAAGUUGAAGAGGAUGAAAAUUAUGACGAUGAAUAG
Lodderomyces jiufengensis is the source of this 3135-nucleotide messenger RNA. RefSeq names its product transcription regulator (gene SSN6). Lineage: Eukaryota; Fungi; Ascomycota; Pichiomycetes; Serinales; Debaryomycetaceae. Gene Ontology annotation, molecular function: protein binding; chromatin DNA binding; RNA polymerase II cis-regulatory region sequence-specific DNA binding. The record is from RefSeq and is a predicted model, not a curated record. The coding region runs from base 1 to 3135 and encodes 1044 amino acids. Gene Ontology annotation, biological process: regulation of gene expression. The transcript has a single exon.